This is a messenger RNA of Lactuca virosa, 1299 nucleotides long. NCBI's taxonomy places the organism in Eukaryota, Viridiplantae, Streptophyta, Magnoliopsida, Asterales, Asteraceae. The record is from the annotation of a GenBank genome assembly.
AAAGCUGAAAACAGGCGGCCACACGUGGUAGUUUGAGUGCGUGUCGCCAAGUCAAUACGAUCAUUCUUGACUCUUCUACUUACAAUUUUACAACUCCCGAAGCAUUUCGUACAACUGUCUCUCCAUGUCGACGACGGAGCAAACGAAUGGACUCGGGCCAUCGCCGCCGUCUCAACCAACAGCGGAGGAGUUCACCGGAAAAAGACAGUCACUCAUUCAUACCGUAUUGGCAAUGAUAAUCUGGCUUGGUUCUGUACAUCUCAACGUUUUCAUCAUUCUCGCUUCUUUCUUCCUCCUCCCUCUUCACAAAUUCUUUCUGGUUUUGGGAAUUCUUGCGAUCUUAAUUGCGAUACCGAUUAACGAGAAGAGCAGAUCUGGUAGAGCUCUUGGCAGGUAUAUAUGCAAACAUGUAAUUGGCUUUUUCCCUGUAACACUACAUGUAGAGGAUUAUACAGCCUUCAAACCUGAUCAGGCUUAUGUUUUUGGAUAUGAGCCCCAUUCUGUUUGGCCAAUUGGAGUUGUUGCACUCGCAGAUCUUACAGGUUUUAUGCCUCUUCCCAAAAUAAAAGUCCUUGCAAGUACAGCUGUGUUCUAUACACCAUUCUUGAGGCAUAUAUGGACAUGGCUUGGAUUGACAGCAGCAACAAGAAAAAAUUUCUCAUCUCUUUUAAAAGCUGGUUAUAGCUGCAUAAUUGUGCCAGGUGGCGUGCAAGAGACUUUUUACAUGGAGCAUGAUUCCGAGAUCGCCUUUUUAAAAACAAGGAAAGGAUUCGUACGAAUUGCAAUGGAGAAUAAUUCCCCCUUGGUUCCAGUUUUUGCUUUCGGUCAGUCGUAUGUUUACAAAUGGUGGAAGCCACGUGGGGAAUUGUUUUUGAAAUUUUCACGGGCUAUAAGGUUUACGCCGGUUAUUUUUUGGGGUAUUUUAGGGUCUCCUUUACCCUUUCGCCAACCGAUGCAUGUGGUGGUUGGUAAACCUAUAUAUUUCAAGAAAAAUAAUAGCACACCUACAAUGGAAGAGGUUUCGGAAGUGCACGGGCAGUAUGUGGAAGCGGUUAAAGAUUUAUUCGAGAGGCAUAAAGCAAGAGCGGGAUAUCCUGGUCUUCAACUACGAGUUAUGUGAAAUCUCUAUUUUACCCCUGCAUUCGUGGGGCAUACGAAAAAGUUUUAGAAAUGGCAUGGUAAGCAUAGAUUUGUCCAUGUAUUUAUAGGUAAGUUAACGUUCGUUUGUACAAACUUUUAGAAUAUUUCAUAUGUUUUGUCCAUAUGUAAUCAUUUGUGAUAUUCGUAAUUUGUGUUUCU